This is a messenger RNA of Closterium sp. Naga37s-1, 741 nucleotides long. The record is from the annotation of a GenBank genome assembly. Lineage: Eukaryota; Viridiplantae; Streptophyta; Zygnematophyceae; Desmidiales; Closteriaceae.
AUGACUCCCUUCAGCCACAUGAUACCCGCUAAGGCCACUUUCCUAGUCGUCGUCAUCACCUCUGCGGUGCUCCUUUCCGCCCCUGUGCGCGCCUCUGCCGCCAGGACCUUGGCGGCCACAGCGAGGCAGAGCAAGAGCGCGGGGCUAGGAAAGAACUCCACAUGCGCCUACUACGGCAACUACACCGCCAACCCAUACUUUGGCAAGGGACUCACCGUGAAGCUUCCUCCCGCCAUCUUCGGCCAGCGCUGCGGCGCGUGCUACAAGGUGAUUUGCGCCAACAACACCAAGCACUGCCGCAGCGGCAAGGCGACCGUGACAGUCCGCGUCAUUGGCGCGACAACUACGGAGAAGGAGAUUUCACUCUCCCCCGUGUCGUGGUCCAAGAUUGUGCAGGGAUCCGACGCCACCCCCGUCGGCAUCACGUACAAGCGCACCAACUGCCAGUCGACCCUCGGAUCCGCGGUGCGCGUGCGCAGCAACUCGACGGCGGAGAAUUUCAACAUUCAGAUGGUGGGUCUCGCCGGCCCAGGUACGCUCAAGGCUGUCGAAAUCAGCGCGGGCGGCAAGAAGUGGGCGAAGCUGACCCGCGACGGCAGCAAGGCGAUCUGGGGGAUCAAGGGCAAGGAGGCGAGGGCGGUUGUGGGCGCGAAGAAGGUGGUGAGCGUUCGCCUCACUGCGGGACACACCCUGGAGAAGAUCACUCUCGACAAGGUCCUUCCCGCCGACUGGAAGCCGUAG